AUGACCGAAUCAUACAGCUCAAACGAUAUUUUGUUUAACUAUUACUCGAGUUUUCCUAAUAGUGAUAAGAAUAAACCAUGGAUUGACGUAUACCCGAGUUAUGUCACGAAAAACGUAGAAGACGAAUAUAAUGACCCUAAAAGUAAUUUAAAUUUUUUCAAAUCAGUCUCGAAACUACGUCACACUGAUACAUUAAAAAAAGGAGGUUUGGCAACUUACGUCUUCGACCAAGUUUAUGUACUGAUCAGAUAUCUAUCUGGAAAUGAGAACUAUACAUUAAUUAUGAACAUGGGUUCAAGAUCACAAACUGUGUGUUUAGCUAAUCAAGUUCCUAGAUUGUAUGGAUCAUUGACU
Sipha flava (yellow sugarcane aphid) is the source of this 354-nucleotide messenger RNA. RefSeq lists its product as uncharacterized. The annotation marks the transcript as partial. The transcript is spliced from 3 exons. The record is from RefSeq and is a predicted model, not a curated record. Lineage: Eukaryota; Metazoa; Arthropoda; Insecta; Hemiptera; Aphididae.